Brienomyrus brachyistius is the source of this 3262-nucleotide messenger RNA. RefSeq names its product suppressor of cytokine signaling 5b (gene socs5b). Gene Ontology annotation, biological process: phosphatidylinositol phosphate biosynthetic process; intracellular signal transduction. The record is from RefSeq and is a predicted model, not a curated record. Gene Ontology annotation, molecular function: 1-phosphatidylinositol-3-kinase regulator activity. Lineage: Eukaryota; Metazoa; Chordata; Actinopteri; Osteoglossiformes; Mormyridae. Gene Ontology annotation, cellular component: phosphatidylinositol 3-kinase complex.
CUCCUCAAUUCUUCUCUCGGCUUCUCUUGGUGACCGUCAUAUUGUCAGGAAGAGAGAAGACCACGGGUGAGAGAGAAGCAGUGGUCGAGACGUGGGAACGGAAUGCGUUUUCCAAAAAAUAAUUACGGUUACUUUUUAUAUUGAAGCCGCAGUGUAUGCGGUAUGAGUUCAGAUCAGCUACAGUAAUGAAAGAGACCGUCGUAUGCUCUAGUAUUUUAAUCGGCACUACGGAUCGUCAGGGGAAUAUGUGCUUAGCUCCUUUUGAUAGCCAUUUUUUACAGACAAAAGAGAACAGUUAAAAUUUGGGAGGAAAAAGAAGCAAAGAGAUCUUGGUCCCACAGUCAAUGGAGAAAGUGGGCAAGAUGUGGAGCAACCUGAAGAAUCGAUGCCACACCCUAUUCCACACAGAGAGCCCUGGGCGUAGCAGCUCCAGCCCAGAGGCCAGCUCUGUCCGCUGCGUGGUCGACCCUGCUCGGGGAAUACGGCUUAUGGAUUCUCUGGCCCCCAGGGCUACCAGCCCCAGCCGGAGUCUGUCACCGAUCCCUCUGGCAACCGAGGGGUUAAGGGCACGUCGGGGUCACAACUGCGUCUCAGACGCUCCCCAAAUAGUGGAGAUUUCCAUUGACAAAGAGGCGGAGGAUGGACGUGGCCCAGAGGGCACUUUGUUGGCACGGAGGGACUCGUACUCACGCCAUGCACCUUGGGGCGGCAAGAAGAAACACUCGUGCUCAACGAAGACGCAGAGCUCGCUGGAGGCAGACAAACGGCCUUGCCGAUCCCGCAGUGGUGCCCCUCGCCGUGAGCGGCGCUACGGCGUCAGUUCCAUCUGUGAUACUGAUUCAGGAGGUGGACGCUCACUACGCCAGCGGCUACAUGACACAGUUGGGCUCUGCCUGCCUCUGCGGUUGCGCAGUCGCACCACCAAGACACUUUUUGCCUCCAAACGCAAGAUCCACUUGACAGAGCUCAUGCUAGAAAAGUGCCCCUUUCCCCCUGGCUCAGACCUGGCCCACAAGUGGCACCUGAUCAAGCAGCACACAGCACCGGUCAGCCCACAGUCCUCCACCACACUUCUGGAUGCCUUCGAUUCGACACAUGCCUCUCCAGAAGACGAGGAGGAGCGUCUGCGCGAGCGGCGUCGGCUUAGCAUCGAAGAGGGGGUCGACCCACCGCCCAAUGCCCAGAUCCAUACUUUUGAGGCUACGGCACAGCUUGGCUCCCUGUACAAGCUCGGGCCCAAGAUGGCACCGGGAAUCAGCGAGAGUCCCGGGGACGGCAGGGCUGUGGCAAGUGGGCCCAGUGCCUUGGGAUCGGGGGGCCUCAGUGGCGACCCAGCCAGAGAGUGUGACUCAGAGGAGGACUCUACCACCCUGUGCCUGCAGCCGAGGCGGCCGAAGCAGAGGCACACCUCUGGAGAUGGCCACUCAAGCCGACAGGGCCCCUGGAAGGUGCACACGCAGAUCGACUACAUCCACUGCCUGGUACCGGACCUGCUGCAGAUCACUGGGUUGCCAUGCUACUGGGGUGUGAUGGACCGCUAUGAAGCAGAGGCGCUGCUGGAGGGCAAGCCCGAGGGCACCUUUCUUCUGCGCGACUCGGCCCAGGAGGACUACCUCUUCUCCGUCAGCUUCCGGCGCUACAACCGCUCGCUGCACGCCCGCAUUGAGCAGUGGAACCAUAACUUCAGCUUCGACGCUCACGACCCCUGCGUGUUCCACUCGUCCACGGUGACUGGCCUGCUGGAGCAUUACAAAGACCCCAGCUCCUGCAUGUUUUUUGAGCCGCUUUUGACCUCGCCGCUGCACCGGACCUUCCCGUUUAGCCUGCAGCACCUCGCCCGCGCUGCUAUUUGCCGGCGCACCACCUACGACGGCAUUGGCGGCCUGCCGCUGCCCUCGACACUGCAGGACUUCCUUAAGGAAUAUCACUACAAACAGAAGGUGCGCGUGCGCUGGUUGGAGCGCGAGCCGCUCAAGGUCAAGUAGAGCCUGCAGCUGCAUGGAGGGUGCAGAGAGGGUCGUGGCCCUUGCCUCAUGGUUCCUGUCUCCAGUGCUCGUCUGCCUGUUCCUUCGUUUGCUUCGUAACGGAGGAGGAGGCGACGACAAAACCUGUUGGCAACGUCAAGCUACCGUUCUGGUCUGCCACCUGUGGGGUUCUCUCGAUGGGCCUUGGGUUGGGGGGCAGGGUCAGGUUUAAGGGGUGGGAUUGGGGCUGGAAUUUUGGCAACAGGCAGGGUGUAACCAGACACACGCGUUACUAUCUAUCGUUUUAGUUAUUACUUAAAUCCCUAAGACUACACACUUAUAUAAAUAUAAAUAUAUACAGUAUAUGCUCUCUGGCAAGCACAUGAUUCUUUAGCAUCAAGCUCGUUUUAGAGGCAGGGGCCUGUGGCUGUUCGGAUUCAGUCUGUGGCUCCUGGCUCUGCUUCUGUCUGUCUGAUCCCCAGGGCAUCCCAAGCCGUGGUGGGAGGGACCUGUAAACCAAGCCUGCAUGCACCUUCCCACCUCUUGGGCUCCUGUUCACUUCCUAUAUAUAUACGUAUAUAUGAAUUUCAUAUGUAUGUGUAUGUAUAUUUUAGGAGUAAUAUGUCAUUGCUGUAUUUUACAGUUCACUUGAACUUUGAUAAAGCAACUAUGUGGCUCCUGUUGCAUUGAAGAAAUGCAGAUGCUUAUUUUAUUUUGACCUGACGCGAAAGUGGAUUGGUGUAAGCAGCCUCAAGGGGCAGACGAACCUUACAUGCCUAUUCUGCAGAGAUGGGCUGCUUUCUAGUUCCUGGCUGGUGGCUGGUCAUCAGACCUGCUUGGAGAUUUUGAGAUUUCUGCUGAAUCUGGAGCUCCUGAACAAAACCACAGGCAGACUCAUGGAGUCAGUAGAAGCUGGCCAGCAUUGAGGAGGGAGGCUCGGGUCUCAUUAGCACCAGGUAUUGGUGAGAUGUGCUAAUUCCUGGGGCAGCCAAAGGGCUGGCUACAUCCCGAUAAACCCCAAACCCCUGCCCCCUGCAGGAAGCAUGAGGCUCCUGCACAUGUGGUUACAGUGUUCUCGUCAUGUGACAUGAGUGUGCCUGUUCCUGAAAUCUCACUAGUAACUAGCACAUCAAAUUUUUUUUGUCUUAUGGUAAACCUUAAUUCCUGCCACUAAUUGCACAGGGAGGUAAAUAUAUACUUUCUUUUUUCUUUUGGCCAUUGGCACCACAAGAAGGAGCCACUGGCAUCAAGCACUUUAGCUCCUCUCUGUGCAGGUUAGUGGGAGCAUUGGGCUGUUU